Dromaius novaehollandiae (emu) is the source of this 2275-nucleotide messenger RNA. It is a transcript of the gene CREM, whose product is annotated as cAMP responsive element modulator. The record is from RefSeq and is a predicted model, not a curated record. Gene Ontology annotation, biological process: regulation of transcription by RNA polymerase II. The coding region runs from base 131 to 979 and encodes 282 amino acids. Gene Ontology annotation, molecular function: RNA polymerase II cis-regulatory region sequence-specific DNA binding; DNA-binding transcription factor activity, RNA polymerase II-specific; protein binding. Gene Ontology annotation, cellular component: nucleus; ATF4-CREB1 transcription factor complex. Lineage: Eukaryota; Metazoa; Chordata; Aves; Casuariiformes; Dromaiidae. The transcript is spliced from 8 exons.
GCCAUUUCCUCAGCGCCCCCGCGGCGGCGCGGCUGCAUCAGCGCUGACGUGAGGGCGACGUGCGGCUCCGCCCGGCCCAAUCCCCCCCACCCCCCUGUGACGGGGGCAGCACGUACAGGGCGGCGGACAAAUGACCAUGGAAAUGGUUGAAUCACAACAGGAUGGAAAUGCAGUGGAUUCCAUGCCAGAGAGAGAUGUUCAUAAUCAGCCAGGCCAAAGUCAGAUUUCCCCCAUAUCUCAGGUUUCUGUAGCUGCGUCAAGUGCUGGAAGAGGAUCUCCAGCUGUAACUCUAGUGCAGUUGCCUUCUGGUCAAACUGUUCAUGUCCAGGGUGUCAUUCAAGCCACACAGCCCUCAGUCAUUCAGUCACCACAAAUGCAAGCUGUUCAGGUAGCACCGAUUGCAAAUGCAGAUGAGUCUGCAGAAUCAGAAGGGAUAAUUGAUUCUCAGAAACGUAGGGAAAUACUUUCAAGAAGACCUUCCUACCGAAAAAUUUUGAAUGAGCUGUCUUCAGAUGCUCCUGCAGUCCCAAAAAUUGAAGAAGAAAAGUCAGAAGAAGAAGGAGCGCCUUCUGGAAUUCCUGCAAUGGCUGUGCCAACCAGCCUCUAUCAGACUAGCACAGGGCAAUACAUUGCUAUAGCUCAAGGUGGUGCAAUCCAGAUUUCUAAUCCAGCCUCCGAUGGUGUCCAGGGACUGCAGACAUUAACAAUGACAAAUUCAGGAGCUUCUCAGCCAGGUGCUACCAUUGUGCAAUAUGCAGCACAAUCACCUGAUGGCACACAACAGUUUUUUGUUCCUGGAAGCCAAGUUGUUGUUCAAGCUGCCACUGGAGACAUGCCAGCUUACCAAAUUCGAACUCCCACCACUGCCUUACCUCAGGGAGUGGUAAUGGCAGCCUCACCAGGGACUUUGCAUAGCCCUCAGCAACUAGCAGAAGAGGCAACACGCAAGAGAGAACUGCGACUUAUGAAAAAUAGGUAGGCAUUGCUCCUUACUCUCCAAGGAACUGGAAACUAAGUGGAGAGAAACCUGGGCGUGUGGUGGAUGACUGUCCAGUGCAAACUUCUUUUAUGGUUUCAUCUUCUCUGUAGUAUCUGUUAACUGUAGCUAGAAAUUUUGACAGAUGGCAUCCUUGUCUGUUCCACAUCUGUGCAGUCUACAGUCAUUUCUUUGCUAAUGUUUAUUCAAGAUUUGAUUAAUGUCUGUCUUUUAUUUGAAUAAUUAAUUCAGAGGAGGAGUGGGGGAAAAGAACCUAGUGUAGAGAAACUUAAAUCCAAAUGUUCUAAGUGUGUGUUUGGUUAUUCUGGAAAACUCCAUUUCAUACAUUUAUUUGCAGCAAGGAAAAGCAUCCUGCUUCAGAAAAGUCCACUGCAUGAAACCUGGCUCAUUUAGACUUAAGACUAGGAAAAAAAGAAAUGUUUAUGACCUGUUCUUCUUUCACUCUGAACAAUGUGGCUUGGUAUAGAAUUAACAUUGACGUAACUAGUAAAACACAUUUGUGUAUUUUAAAGUGAGAAGGAGUGAGUUCAAAUAAGAACAAGGUACAUGGCUGGUAAAUUAGAACCAAGAUGCAUCUUGUGGUGAAGGAAAUAACUUCGUUGAAGAUGAGCAAAGGGCAGUCUGCAUAAAUGCCAAGAGUCUGUUGUCAAAUUAAUAUGGGAAAAGUAGGUUACUUAUAAUAGUAAAUCCAGUUCUGAAUUGAUUUGGGAGAUGUACAUUGAAAACUUUGUGAGAGCUUCCCUGUGAUUAAAUGAAGAUGAGAGGGAGACCUCAAUAAGGAAAUAACACCAAAAUAGUUAUGUGCAACAGGACUGCUUGGAGCCUGGGUCUUUGCUGAAGCUCAUGUUGGAGGAUUAAAGUGAUGGACAGGAUAUAUGCUAGGAUAUAUGAAUUAAUUUUAGAUUAUAAAGGAAACGUAAUAAAUCACAUUAAGUGUUUCUUCAAUUUAAUUUUUCUCUUUAAACUUGCAGUGUAGUUACUAAGCCUUCACAAGUUUUAGGUCAUAGUUUGAGACUCGCUUAUAAGCCACUUUAGUGACAUAUAAGAUACUUCUGAAUGUAUGUCAACAUUAAUAUCCAUAGUAGAUGCAUUUGUGCUGUGACUGAGAACAGAAUUUUUAUUGUGUGGAUUCCCGUCUACCAAGCUUGCAUUUGUGCCUGUAUGUCCUGUGCUCUCUUGUGCUUCUCUUCAGGAGCUUCAAAAAUGAAAAUGGCUGGAACUAUUCGUUGUUAUUUCUUACUCCCUGUGCAAUAAAACUAAAAUUCAUUGGGGUCUGAA